CGUGUGCUGAACAAACCUUAGGAAUGUCUCCUUAUUAAUGAUGUGACUGGUCAAAUUGUCCGGCUGCAUCUCGACUGACGUUAUGUCACGUUGACGUUAGCCUGUUUGUAGCGGGAUGUGCUGCGUUUGUGGUUUUAAAUUGAACGUGUCGAACGUUUGAAAACUCUCCGUUGGAGCGGCAGGAGAUAUUCAUCAUGACGUAGCAGUCGAAAAUAAGAAUGUCGCGAGCUCCCAGGCGGCUAACGGUAACUUAUAUCCAUCUUUGCUAACGUUAGCUUGGUACACCAUUUCAUGUUUAUCACGUUAACAUGUUGCGUCUCCCUGUUGUGAGCCGGAGCCUCUUUCCAGCUGCUCUUUCUAAAGGAGGUGCGGCUGCAACCAACAAUGUUCGCACCGCAGCUACAGCAACAGCAGCUGCCCCUAACCUCCUGGAGGUGUUCGUGGAUGGGAAUCCUGUCAUGGUGGAGCCAGGGACCACAGUGCUGCAGGCAUGUGAGAAGGUAGGAAUGCAGAUUCCCCGCUUCUGCUACCAUGAGCGCCUGUCAGUCGCAGGGAACUGUCGCAUGUGUCUUGUGGAGAUCGAGAAAGUUCCUAAGCCAGUGGCAGCUUGUGCAAUGCCAGUGAUGAAGGGCUGGAACAUUUUAACCAAUUCUGACAAAACAAGGAAGGCCAGAGAGGGUGUGAUGGAGUUCCUGCUGGCUAACCACCCAUUAGAUUGCCCAAUCUGUGAUCAGGGUGGAGAAUGUGAUCUUCAGGACCAGUCAAUGCAGUUUGGGAGUGACAGGAGCCGCUUCACAGAGAGCAAAAGAGCCGUUGAGGACAAGAAUAUUGGCCCUCUCAUCAAAACCAUCAUGACUCGCUGUAUCCAGUGCACGCGCUGUGUACGCUUUGCCAGUGAGAUUGCAGGUGUGGAGGACCUGGGCACCACUGGCAGAGGCAAUGACCUGCAGAUUGGGACCUAUGUGGAGAAAAUGUUCAUGUCAGAGCUGUCAGGGAAUGUUAUUGACAUAUGCCCAGUGGGGGCCCUGACCUCAAAACCAUAUGCAUUCACUGCUCGUCCAUGGGAGACCAGGAAGACUGAAACCAUUGAUGUUCUGGAUGCUGUAGGUAGUAACAUUGUGGUGAGCACUCGCGGGGGCGAGGUGAUGAGAAUCCUGCCUCGUCUCAAUGAGGAUAUUAAUGAGGAGUGGAUUUCAGACAAAACCAGGUUUGCUUAUGAUGGACUGAAGAGGCAGAGGCUUACUCAGCCAAUGGUGAAAAAUGAGUCUGGGCAGUUGGUUGCCACAACCUGGGAAGAUGCUCUGACUCGAGUUGCUGGAGCACUGCAAGGAGUGGAAGGAAAUGAUGUUGCUGCUGUUGUUGGAGGCUUGGUGGAUGCAGAGGCACUCAUUUCCCUGAAAGAUUUGCUGAAUCGUUUCAAUAGUGACACCCUGUGCACUGAGGAGGCAUUCCCAAUGGCUGGAGCUGGAUCUGAUCUGCGUUCAAACUAUCUCCUUAACACUGGGAUUGCUGGCAUUGAAGAAGCUGACCUGCUGCUUCUGGUUGGCACAAACCCACGCUAUGAGGCUCCUCUUUUCAAUGCAAGAAUCAGAAAAGGCUGGCUUCACAAUGAGUUGCAAGUGGCUCUUGUGGGAAAGGAAGUAGACCUGAGUUACUCACAUGACCAUCUUGGGGAAUCUGCCACGGUUCUUCAGGAAAUUGCGUCAGGGAUUCACCCAUUUUCCCUGGUCUUGGCUAAAGCGAAUCGUCCUGUUGUGGUUGUUGGAAGCAGUUGCCUGCAAAGGGAGGAUGGGGCUGCAAUAAUGGCUGCUGUGUCAACCAUUGCUCAAAACGCUCGUGUCAGCAGUGGCGUGGAGGAAACCUGGAAGGUUCUCAACGUACUUCACAGGGUUGCCAGUCAAGUGGCAGCACUUGAUCUUGGGUACAAGCCAGGAGUGGAGGCUAUCAGAAAGAACCCGCCCAAACUUCUGUUCCUACUUGGAGCUGAUGCUGGCUGCAUUACUCGCCAAGACCUCCCAAAGGAUAGCUUCAUAAUUUAUCAAGGUCACCAUGGUGAUAUUGGUGCACCAAUGGCUGAUAUCAUACUUCCUGGAGCUGCAUAUACUGAGAAAUGUAGCACCUAUGUGAACACUGAAGGCCGUGCCCAGCAGACCAAAGUGGCUGUGACUGCUCCAGGCAUGGCUAGGGAGGAUUGGAGGAUCAUCAGAGCCAUUUCUGAGCUUGCUGGAGUGACUCUGCCAUAUGACACCCUUGAUGAAGUGCGUGAUAGACUGGCAGAGGUUUCCCCUAAUCUGGUGCGAUAUGAUGAUGUCGAGGAGGCUAACUACUUUAAGCAGGCUAACGAACUCUCUAAGGCAGUGAACCAGGCUGUCCUUGCUGGACCUUUAGUCCCUCCACAACUUACUGUGAAGGACUUCUAUAUGACUGAUCCGAUAAGCAGAGCCUCCCAGACGAUGGCGAAGUGUGUGAAAGCUGUCACAGAGGGGGCACAAGCUGUGGACGAGCCAGCCAUAUGUUAAGCACAGUGGAUAUCCAUCCAGUCCUUGGAAAAAAAAAAUACGCACAAGUCUGCUAUUUGCACAUAUUUAUAUUGCACUGUGUAUUGCUAUAGUAGAUGUUUUACUAUAGAAGAUGCCUCAUUAUUUGCGCACAUUAUGGAGCUACCAUACCUUACUUAACCUGCAGAAAUAUGUGUACGUGCUUCGUGCAGAUUGAAGAUGUAAGCUUAGAUUGACCAAAUUUCCAAAAAUGCACUCCUGACACUUUGCGUUUUCACAUUUAAGGUGUGACCAAAGGUUUAAAAAUCCCUAUCCUUCCAAUCUAGUUUUUUGUCUUCCUGUAAAAUGACCAACAUUAAAAGUGUUAAUAUAUUUUCCUAAAGGUAUAUGAAGUAUAUAGAGUUAUAUAUGCAACCAUUUGUGUGAUAUUUAAUAAACCAGUUUUCUGUA
This is a messenger RNA of Acanthopagrus latus (yellowfin seabream), 2948 nucleotides long. Its product is annotated as NADH-ubiquinone oxidoreductase 75 kDa subunit, mitochondrial-like. Gene Ontology annotation, biological process: ATP synthesis coupled electron transport. NCBI's taxonomy places the organism in Eukaryota, Metazoa, Chordata, Actinopteri, Spariformes, Sparidae. Gene Ontology annotation, molecular function: NADH dehydrogenase (ubiquinone) activity; iron-sulfur cluster binding. Bases 309 to 2519 code for a protein of 736 amino acids. The transcript has 19 exons. The record is from RefSeq and is a predicted model, not a curated record. Gene Ontology annotation, cellular component: membrane.